This is a messenger RNA of Nestor notabilis (Kea), 2624 nucleotides long. RefSeq names its product zinc finger protein 438 (gene ZNF438). Lineage: Eukaryota; Metazoa; Chordata; Aves; Psittaciformes; Psittacidae. The coding region runs from base 1 to 2610 and encodes 869 amino acids. The transcript is spliced from 4 exons. The record is from RefSeq and is a predicted model, not a curated record. Gene Ontology annotation, cellular component: nucleus. Gene Ontology annotation, biological process: regulation of transcription by RNA polymerase II. Gene Ontology annotation, molecular function: DNA-binding transcription factor activity, RNA polymerase II-specific; sequence-specific DNA binding.
AUGCAGAAUCCUUUAACUUCUUCUGCAGGUGGUGUUUUUUUGCAUGGUAAUCUUGCAGUGAAACAUAGUGUCCAGCAAAGUGUGCUGGGUCAGCAAAAACAAGAAACUUGUGGUGGAAAGACAGUAUCCACAGAUAAACACAAAUCCCCUUCGGAUAUAAUACGAAGUUUUCAGAAGAAAAGUCAAUUUAGGACCAUUGCUCCAAAAAUGGUACCCAAAAUUUUAACAUCGUCAGUGGUUUCUUGUCUUCAGUCAUCUUUGCCUGAUCAAAAACCACCAAUUUCAGCUGCAGGUUCUAAACCACUGGUGGUACCAACUCAAAACUAUGCUGUUAUGCAGGUGGCUGGUCAUGAGGGGACUUUCUCCCUGUUGGCCUUGCCAUAUGUUGCCCCUGCCCUAACGCAGCAAGUCCAGCAGUCAAAUGUGGGCCCUUCUAAAAACCUAAAGCUGCCUAUCCCUAGGUACCAAUCUGCAAGAAAGAAAAUGCUGAGUGACAAAAAAACGGCACAGAUCUCUGGCUUGGGUGCACAUGACAAGGUUCCUACCAAGGCAUCAAUCUCAUCACAGGCUUCUCUCAUGACUACUUUAAGUAAAGACUGUCCUGAAACUCAUUCUAGUUCAAAUUCAACUGAGCAAGCAAUGCUAACAGACCGUGACUCAGCUGAAAUUACUGUUGCCACGUUAGUAAAUAAAAGCAAUUGUGUGGAAUCUGGAUCUCUUUUAGAGAACAAACCUGAAACUGCUAACAGUAGUGUUUCUGGACCAUCUGUAGUUAAAGACUCUUUAUCCAAGCUGGCAAGUACAAUUAAUCCCAAGAAAACAAGUCUGCGCUCCGUGAAGACAGCAUCUGAAACCACAAGAGAGUCAUUCAUAACAUCUGAGAAACUAAAUGAAAAACCCACAAAUUCUGCAAAUUCUGUUGCUGUCCUGUCACCAGCAGUUUUUGGCAGUACAAUACAGAUGACUCCAUCAGCACCAAAAGGAAAACUUCCUAUUUUGCCUUACUCAAGGAUAAAAAAUACAGUGUUCUGUAAAUCUAAGGAGAAUACUAAUGUUACAGAUGCAUCUGGUCCUUCACCAAGAUCUGAAUGUGAAAAGACAUCAGCUUUGGCGAAAACCUUUCACGUUCCUACUAAAGCUUCUGAUAAGCGGUUAGCUGUGUCAUUUACACAAGUCCCCAAACAAACCAUUCGAGAAAAUACCUUCUCUCCAUCCAAUAAAGUGGAUGUUGACAGUCUGAAAAAAAUUAAUAGUGCAGCCUCUAAAAGAAGAGGCAGGAAAAGAAGAGCCGCAGAUGAUUUAUUGGCUUUUCAGACCAAGCGAAGGAAAUGCAUCAAGAAUAAGUUUAGAGAAGGAAGAGAGAGGGCGAAAGUUGGUCUUCAGCCAUCCGAUGGCAAAAAAGCAGAAGCAGUGAAAAAAUACCGUAGUAUUAGACCAAAACCAGUGUUACUUGUGCAGGCUUUUGCCCCUCUGACUUCUGCAGCAACAGCAGAGACACCAUCUCCUAACCGCUUAGACCAAGAUACUUUUUUAAAUAGUUCACUUCCCAAAAAACAUUUAAGCUACAAACAUGGUGAUGCUGCGUCAGCUAAAUCAAGUGAUUUAAGUAGAAAUGCAUGUUCAGCCGUACCUAAGCAGUUGCAUAAAUGUCAUGUUUGUAACCACAUCUUCCAGUUUAAACACCACCUUCAGGACCAUAUGAACACUCACACAAACAAACGGCCCUACAGCUGUCGAAUUUGCCGCAAAGCAUAUAUUCAUUCAGGAAGCCUCAGUACACAUAUGAAACUUCAUCACAGCGAAGGCAAACCCCAAAAGCUCGUGUGCUGUGAAUUCUGUGCUAAAGUUUUUGGCCACGCAAAAGUGUAUUUUGGCCACCUCAGAGAAGUGCACAGGGUUGUUAUCAGCACAGAGCCCUCUACUAGCGAGCAGCAGCUGCAAGAUGCUUUGAAAAAGAGAGACACGAAUAUAAAAGAGGCAGAAGAAGCAACAGAGAGGGGAAAUAAGUGCAAUUUUGAGGACCUAUUCCAUAACCCGGGAGAAGUGAAAUUACAGGUCAGAUGUGGUCGAUGCCAGUUUAUUGCACAGUCUUUUGGUGAAAUGAAGUUUCACUUAUUGUGCUCUCAUGGAGAAGAGAUCCAGGGAAGAGUAAAGGAAGGGGGUUUGCAAGGAAAUAGAGGAGCUAAGGGGGAACUGAUCAAACAUGCAACCCACUUCUGGAAACAGCAUAAUGAGAGAAGACAUCUAGCAAAAUGCAGUGCCCAUGAGGAAGAUGUUUAUACUUUUCCAAAACUGAAAAGACAGAUCUACUUGCACCAUCAAAAUAAUGUUGAUAUAUCGUCUAAAAGCGGACUGACUCAGUCAGGAAGUGGUGAAACAGCCAAGGAGAUGCAAAAUGUAGGUUUUGGUACACCUAGCAGAAAAACAGAAACUUGCUCUAAAGUGAGCUAUAACUGCAUUUUAUGCAAACAGUUAUUUGGAAGAAAAGAGGAUCUUUGUAAUCAUUGGCAGAGUCACCAUAACUGUGAAGACCCUUCCGCUUUAUGGGCAAUUUUUAGUUUGUUAUCAAAACAAGGAAUUAUUGAACUUUCUAACAGUGGUGAAUAUUGAAACUCAGUUCUACA